Messenger RNA from Tetrahymena thermophila SB210, 927 nucleotides. RefSeq lists its product as hypothetical. Lineage: Eukaryota; Ciliophora; Oligohymenophorea; Hymenostomatida; Tetrahymenidae. The record is from RefSeq and is a predicted model, not a curated record. The transcript is spliced from 4 exons.
AUGGAUAUCGAAACAAAAAAAAGAAGACAUCCAAACAACACUUGUAAUUGCAAAUGUCAUACUUGCAAUUGCUGUACAAGAAAUACAGAAGAUGAAGGAAAAAUAAAUUGCAAACAGAUACCAAUAUCCAAUUUCAAAUUAAUUGUAUAUCAAGAUGAAGGGAGCAAUUAAAAAGGACAAGAUUUUUAAUAACAAGAGACUUUUUCAUUGGAUCCAACAAAAAAAGAAGUAGAAAAAAUUUAAAUAGGAAGCCAAUCAAUUGAUUUUUUGAGAAGAUUAAAAGAAGAAAUGCUAGAGAAAUACAAUUCCCAAAAUAAAGAUGAUAGUUUUGAAGAAAUCAUUCAAGCAAAUAUCUAGAGAAAAGAUGAAAUAAAAGUAUAGUUGAGUGAAAAUGAUAUGAUGGAUUAAAUUCAGGAGAUUUCAGAAGAAGACAUAAAAUAAAAAAUUAAAGAAAAUAUAAUGACAGAUUUUUUGGAUGCUUUUGAGAAAUUAAGGAUAUAAUUGAGGAAUAUAACUUAUUUGAAGGUAAAAACAAAUCCAAUAACCUCAAAAAUUGAGGAAAAAAUGGAAAUUUUAUUAAAAAAUAUCACAAAUUUUAUUUGGGCUGCUUCUUUGGAAUCUUAAAGUGAAUCUGACACUCAAGCGAAAAGAAUAUUCAGAUUUGAUCUUUUAAAUUUUGAAGAGGAUGAAUUUGGCGAGAUGUAUAGAAAUUAAAUGAUAUGGUUGUUUAAGAAACAAUGCUUUUCCAAUAAAGACCUUGUCUAGAAGUUCCUAAUUGCAGAUGAUAAAAUCGACUCAAUUUUAUAAGAUAGAAAAGUAACUUUGUAAUGGUUGAGUUAGAUUUUCAAAAAUAAUGAUGAGAUGAAAAAAUAAAUUACUUCGAUUGGAGAAGAGGUUCUUAAAUUAGGAUUUUAAAUAGAUAGUUGA